Messenger RNA from Lolium perenne, 1067 nucleotides. The record is from RefSeq and is a predicted model, not a curated record. Lineage: Eukaryota; Viridiplantae; Streptophyta; Magnoliopsida; Poales; Poaceae.
ACUAUAACAUUUGCUAAUUUUGUAGCGCAUCGUGCGGGUUGUUCAUGUUAAACUUUAUGGAAUAUUGGACAGGCGAUAUGCUUUCUGACUGCAUCACUCAGGAGGAUAUGAAAGCAUUCCGAAGAAAAUUAAUUGCCAUGUUGCAUGAUUCGGAACUAAACAAAAUAAGAGGCAGUCCGAUAUAUAAUCAAUCUAAAGAUCAAGAAAAUGGAUCUGACUCUGAUAUUAUGGAAUUGCCAAGUCUAGGUAAAGAACACCAAGGAGAUGUAGCCAAAGAAAAUAUCCAGCUUCCUAUUUGCACCUUGUCCACCAAACCACAUGAGUUUGUUGACGAGAUAUGCAAAUACAUCAUGUCCAUUGACGAUGCAACAUGUUUGAAAAAAGAAUGGGUGCGAAGCUCCACACCUUAUCCACUAGGAUUAACUCUAAAGCAAAUUCAGGACAUACUCAGGAUGGACCAGCCAAUGGACAAGGAUUGUUUCAACAUGGCUGUGCGCAUAGUGACAUGUGAUGAGAUACAAUUUUUGAUAGAGCCUCCCGUGCACAACAUGGACUUAAGAUUUUGUUCGGCGAUACUCCAUGGUAGAAAACAUCCACUUUGGCGUGUUAAGCCAGAUAUUAAGGAGUUGGCAACAUUUUUUCAUAGCUGGCCUGGGAUAGACCUUAAUAUAUCAUCAUGCAACAUGGUAAGUUAGUCUAUUUUCCAUUAUUAACAUGAUUUAUGAAUGCUCACCACUUGCAGAUUUUUUUGCCACACGCAUUUCUUGGUCACUUCAUCUUGUUCACCAUCGACAAACAUGAGUGUCGUGUAUGUAUUUUAGACCCAUGUUCUGAAACUCUAUCAGAAGAGAGGUACCAACUAAAAUUACAAAGGUGUUCAUUCUAUCUAAAUGAUGCUCUUGAGGUAGCGCAACCUGGCUGGAAUUCCGAUAUUUAUUUCUGGCCACGUAAAUAUCCUCACAAUAUCCCAAUACCAACAAGCCCCGACAGAAAAUUGUCUGGAUACUUAGUAUUUAGUUUUAUGCUUUCAUGGGAUGGUAAAAGAUUUGUUCAUCCAGUUUGCAGCG